UUAAUCCACGCAGCAGAGAACUGACAUUUCUAAAACUCCAUUUCAGUCACUUUACAUGCAUCUUAAAGUCUGUUUACGUCUUCAGCUUUACGCUAAUAAAUGUGGUCACUCAGGCGCGCUGCAGGAACCGGAAGUGAUGAAAACAACAACAAAAGCUGCGGAGGAAAACACGGAAGUCCAGCAGCAACAGAAGCAGAGGGAGUUGCUUUGCAGAUUAAUAUGAUCAAUAUCUGAGUGACAUCAGGACAGACAAAGAAUAUAGAGGAUUAAAACAACAGCAGAGUAAAGAGAGAGGAGACUGAGCGCAGAAACACAGAGUCUCUGCAGUAUGGAUGUGUGUAUGUUGGAGGAGGAUCUGCCGCAGAUGGAUGGUACGUGUGACGCCUGCGAGCCGGACGAGCCGGAGUCUGCGCUGUGGAUGUGUGUGCGCUGCCGCUUCGCCUUCUGCUCCAGCCAUGCAGACGCACACACACAAAGCACCGCACACACACUACAGCCCUACAGCAGCGCAGACGCAGAGGCAGACACACACUCCGCUGAGCCGCAGGCUGCAGCGCUCCCGCCGGACGGGCGCAGGGAUACAGUGAGCGUGGAGCGGCUGAAGUGCAGAGAUCACGGUCAGGAGGGGGCGCUAUACUGCAAACACGACCAGCGCAUCAUCUGUGUGCUGUGUGCCGUACAGGGGGAACACAGAGGACACCAGAUCAUCACACUGAGAGAGGCGUACCUGUGGCAGAAGAGUAAAGAAGGCAUUGAUCUGCUGGAACAAACUCAUGAAAUCUCGGAGAGGAUCAAGGCUAAAUGGGCCAGUCCAGAUAUGAGCACGGAGGAGCUGGAGGCGUACGUGAACCAGCAGUUUGACGAGCUGCAGCGCAUGGUGCGUCUGGAGGAGUGGCGCGUGCUGCAUCUGGUGGACCUGAAGGAGGCCUUCCUGACCGCUCAGGCUGCGGAGAAGAUCUCGGAGAUCAGCGCGCACACACAGACGCUGCAGGAGGAGAUGGACUCUAUCACACACACACUCCAGCAGAUGGAGCAGGUGGAGGAGGACGGAGGAGCGCCUGCAGCACUGCUGGCUCCACUGCUGGCUCGCAGAGAGGAGGACGCAGGACGACGAGCGGAUCCUGAUGUGCGGCUCAGAGUUGCGGAUCACAGGAGGAAUCCUGACGCUCCUUCAGCUGAUGAAGACCGAGGAGACGGACACAUCGGACACACACCCUGAACACACACACACACACACACACACACACACACUGAACGCAGCUGAGUCUCUCUGUGAGAAUGGAGACAUCAACCGGAUGAAAUGCAGGAUCAAAUACUGAACUCUAAAAGAAUGUGUGGUCUUUUAUUAGUUAGUUGUUUUAAUAAAAAUCGACUGGACUUUUGAA
Danio aesculapii is the source of this 1385-nucleotide messenger RNA. RefSeq names its product tripartite motif containing 44 (gene trim44). NCBI's taxonomy places the organism in Eukaryota, Metazoa, Chordata, Actinopteri, Cypriniformes, Danionidae. The transcript has 6 exons. The coding region runs from base 329 to 1219 and encodes 296 amino acids. The record is from RefSeq and is a predicted model, not a curated record. Gene Ontology annotation, molecular function: zinc ion binding.